AUGUCUGCCGCGAGACCCGCGGCCGUCAUGAACGCGGCCUUCCUGAGGGCCGUCAAGGAGGACGAUGCUCGCCGCCGCUGGCCGACCUCCCCGCUGGCCUUCCGAGACGCCGACGAAGUCCUCGCCUUCGCUAGAUCGCUCCUCGCCAGAGAUCGCCGCGAUCCCCUCUCCGAUAUUCCAGGCCAUCUUCUGCUAGGCCAACAGAUCUCAACGCGCGAUCCCCCUCUUUCCCCCGAAGAAGCCAUGGUGUUGUGGCGUAUGCUGCGUCGCUUCACUCACCUGGAAACCCUCGAUCUCGAAGACGGCGACGGUAUCCUGAAGGAUAUUCCGACCGAUGCACUUCGCGCCGCUCCACUCUCGCUCCCAAAGCUCGAGUACCUUUCGUACACCAUGCUGUACGCAGUCGAAUACUGCAACACGUUCCUCGCUUCUCUGCGCGACGCACCACUCAACACGGUGGCGCUCUACUACCCGGAGUACAUCGACGAAGAGGAGACUCAUCUACCCGACCUUGUCCUGCUGCUAUCCCACCCGUGUCUCGCAAAUCUGGUAUCUCUCGAGGUGGAGCAUUUGAGGUUCGAGUACCUUGCGCUCCCCUCCAGAGGUCCGGCCCCGCGGUUCCCGAACUUGGAUCGUCUCGCGCUGGAGAUCACAUUGGACGAUGAAACCCCACGGAGGGGCAUUCUCGGGUUCCUCCUCACGCUAUUCCCCCAUAUCACCUCAUUGACGGUCGCGGUACGCGAUGUGCGAUCUGUUACGCGCCAGCCACAGCCCUCAGCCCUCGAAGCAGUGCACAGCGAGAACGCCGCGGCGCGUGCAGCUGCGCGACGCACCCUCAAUCUCGCAGACAUAUCCGCCAGCCUCCUCGACAUCUUCCUCCUCGGCCUGCCUUGCCCUGACGACGAGAUGGACAUCACAGGGGUCGACCUGUGGACGGCGGAUCGCGCGCAGAACCUGAUGGACAGACUGUUCGCCGGUGGCGCGCCCCACAGACUGUCGGUCGCGUUCACGGAGGCAGUCGAUGCGCCUCAGCAAGCACUGCACAUAUUCUUGAGCCACCUCCGAACGUACUGGAACGCGUAUCCGCACAGCGGCGUUCCGCAAGAUAUCAAGCUGGACAUCCGCAUCAAUCACCGCGAGGGCCUCCAGAUGCUCCUGGCCUACACGCUCGACCUGGCCCGGAACAGCUUCCGCCUCGAGUACUACACGGUGAACAUCCGCCUCAAGUGCGGGGCGCACCACCCGCGCUCGCGGCGGUACAGCGACAGCUCGGCGGACAGCGACGAGGGCCCGGCGGGGCUGACGCGAUGCGCGGAGGCGCACAUGUUCUUCGUGCACGCGCAGCAACUCGUGAACCCGCACCUGGGCAUGCUAGCGGCGGCGGGCCUGCGGUGGUACUGCAUCAACGUGUCGAGCUACUGCGACGCCAACUGGCGGGUGGUUGCGCGGAGCACGGGCACGACGCAGAGCAGGGUCAUGGACUGGCUGGGCAGGACGGAGUAG
Molecule: messenger RNA, 1503 nt
Organism: Trametes versicolor FP-101664 SS1
Lineage: Eukaryota; Fungi; Basidiomycota; Agaricomycetes; Polyporales; Polyporaceae
Exons: 2
Coding region: 1-1503 (500 amino acids)
Source: RefSeq, a predicted model, not a curated record